AUGGCUUGUAAAGCAAAGCUUAUGAUUCCUGAGGAUGAGAAGUACGAAGGAAAGCCAUUUGCCCUUUCACACACAAGGACCGCCAUUACAACAAUAAAGGCGAAGUUCAAUACACAGCAGUUACAGAGGUUCGAGGGAAGUUGUUUUGGUCAUCUAUUACUGAUAGAGGACCUGAAGUGGAAUUCACAAAUUGUCCACGGCCUGUUGAUGAGGAAGGCUGAUCCUAAGACAGUUACACAGGUGAACGGGAUAAAAUUCAUUGUGGGUAACAAGUUGAUACAAUUCACAGCCCAACAAUUUUGCCUCAUCACGGGGCUAAGGUUCGGAAAGCUCCCUUUCAUUCCGAAGGCGACAAAUGAAAAUUGCUCGUUGAAGCGAAAAUACUUUAGCAGCAAUAAACCUGCCACCCUUUCGGACCUACACACCACCUUCAUCGAGUGCACAGAUGAUGAGGAUGCGUUAAAGCUUGGAAUGGUCUAUUUUGCCAAUUUUGUUCUAUUGGGUACUGAAAAGCAUGUGCUUAUUGACAUGCACUAUUUGAAGUUGGCUGAAGACCUAGAGGAGUUUGACAAGUAUCCAUGGGGCGCAAUGUCAUAUGCAAUGACAAAUGCUUCACUGUUGAGGGCAGUUUGUGCUGAAUACCAACGAGUCAAAGUGCCCCAAAAAAGAAAAAUGCCCAAACAAAGUGGAAAGAGAGCGCAGAGAAGAAUGCGAAGUGGUAGACCAAGAGAGUACAUCAUAAGGGGGUUUGGCUUCGCUAUUCAGAUUUGGGCUUUUGAAGUGUUCCCAGCAUUGGAAGCAUUGCAUUUCACGGUCCAUGAAGACAAUAGGCACAUCCCUCGAAUAUUACAUUGGAGGAGCAACACGGUGGCCCGUUUUCGGGAGGUUAUGAGUCAGGUUUUUGAAAACUUUGAGGUUGAUGUGCAACUUCUCCGGCCAACAGAUAUUGAGAAGCAACAACCUUACUGGAGUUGGGGUGAUGAUGACAACGAAGAAGAAAUGGUUGAAUUAUUUGGGGAUGAGGCCGAAGAAAAAAUCGGCACUUCUAGUGAAGAAAAAAACGUGGAUGUUGAGGAAACAGCCACCCUUCCCUCCUCUUCUAAGGGCAAAGGGUCUGUUACUGAUGUUCGCAGUUUGAAGCAUCAAUUACGCAGCACUAAGGAUCAGUUGGCUAAGCUACGUAGUUCAAAUCGGGGGCUUAGGAACAGAGUUCGUGACUUGGAAGCUAUUGUACAGAAGAACUGUUUGAAGCAUGAGAACGAGUGUGACAGAAAUAAAAAGGCUAUUCGGGAUUUGACCCUAAAAAUUGCUGAAGUCGAACAUUAUUUGAAGUUGGAGAUGGAGGAGUUAAAAAAAAAAUUAUGGUGGAGAACGUCAUGA
This is a messenger RNA of Prunus persica (peach), 1380 nucleotides long. RefSeq lists its product as uncharacterized. The record is from RefSeq and is a predicted model, not a curated record. Lineage: Eukaryota; Viridiplantae; Streptophyta; Magnoliopsida; Rosales; Rosaceae. Bases 1 to 1380 code for a protein of 459 amino acids. The transcript is spliced from 4 exons.